This is a messenger RNA of Stereum hirsutum FP-91666 SS1, 516 nucleotides long. RefSeq names its product ribosomal protein L24. The record is from RefSeq and is a predicted model, not a curated record. Lineage: Eukaryota; Fungi; Basidiomycota; Agaricomycetes; Russulales; Stereaceae. Gene Ontology annotation, molecular function: RNA binding; structural constituent of ribosome. The transcript is spliced from 5 exons. Gene Ontology annotation, biological process: cytoplasmic translation; ribosomal large subunit biogenesis. Bases 70 to 516 code for a protein of 148 amino acids. Gene Ontology annotation, cellular component: cytosolic large ribosomal subunit; ribosome.
CCGCCGUCGAAAGUCAUCGCCAACGCCCCCAAGAGGCCUCCCCCACGCUCGUACGCAAAAGGAUUCGCCAUGAAGCUCAACUCUGACCUCGCCUCCUCCCGCCGCAAGUCGCGCAAGGCGCACUUCUCGGCCCCCUCUUCCAUUCGCCGAAAAAUUAUGUCCUCAUCGCUCUCCAAGGAGCUCCGCGGAAAGCACAACACCCGCUCCAUCCCCAUUCGCAAGGACGACGAGGUCAGGAUUGUCCGAGGGAAGUACAAGGGCCGUGAAGGAAAGGUUACCCAGGUUUACAGGAAGAAGUGGGUCAUCCAUGUCGACCGUGUGCAGCGCGACAAGGCGAACGGCUCGAGCGUGCCCAUUGGCAUCCACCCGAGCAAUGUCGUUGUUAUCAACAUCAAGUUGGACAAGGACCGCCGGGCAAUUCUCGACAGGAAGGACCGCGGCAAGGCUUCAGAGAAGAAGUCUGGUGAGGAGGUUGAGAUGGUUGAGACUAACUCUACGUUUGUUCCUGAACAGUAA